CGAGGAACUGGGAAAUUUACCACAGGUCCACAACCCAUUAGUGCAAUUUGCUCCCUCGUUUUCACCGAUUUCGUUCCCUCCUUCGCAGCCACCGCCGUCGCUCCCAUUCCCGUCAGUUCUAGUCAACUAAACCAAUCCUCUCUGUCUAAAUCCUCCUAAAAAUUUACCCAACCCAGAAUCCCAGAUCGAGCGAGGAUGAAUUUAGCCGGCAAGUGAUCGGAGGAGAUGGGCUGGUAACUGAAAAGUCAGAUAUACAUAGAGGGGCAAUCAAGUGCAACCUAAUAAAAAAUUCAGUGAAAUAAUAUCUGUGACGAAAAGCUCGUUUAUUAGGAGAUCCAGAACGAAGCUAGAAAGUCUCGAUGGAAGAUAAACCAGGGAAUGUUUGUAUUGAACAGGAGAGAUUUCAACUUCGAAGGCUUGAGAUUUCCGAUAACAAAAAGGGUUUUAUUGAAUUACUACAACAACUGACUGCCUGUGAAUCUGUAUCUGACAAGGACUUUGAAGAACGAUAUCAAGAGCUUGCUAAACUUGGUGAUGAACAUGUGAUAUGUGUAAUUGAAGAUCGACAUAGUGGGAAGAUUGUUGCUAGUGGAAGUGUUUUUAUUGAAAGGAAGUUUAUAAGAAACUGUGGCAAAGUUGGCCACAUUGAGGAUGUUGUUGUUGAUUCCUCAAUCAGAGGAAUGCAAUUAGGGAAGAAAAUUGUUGGGUUCCUCACUGACCAUGCUCGCUCAAUGGGUUGCUAUAAAGUGAUCCUCGACUGCAGCUUGGAGAACAAACCUUUUUAUGAGAAGUGUGGGUAUAAACAAAAAGAGGUUCAGAUGGUAAAGUACUUUAUCUGAAUGCAUCUUUUUUUUUUAAAAAAAUAAAUUUUGGGGUCCCAAUUGUGCUAGCUGAUUCAAAACUAACACACUAUUACAAGUUCUUUUUUAUCAACUUAUUGCAGAUUAUACAGUUUGCUUUUUUUCUUUUAGAG
Molecule: messenger RNA, 973 nt
Organism: Coffea arabica (coffee)
Lineage: Eukaryota; Viridiplantae; Streptophyta; Magnoliopsida; Gentianales; Rubiaceae
Product: glucosamine 6-phosphate N-acetyltransferase-like
Molecular function (GO): glucosamine 6-phosphate N-acetyltransferase activity
Source: RefSeq, a predicted model, not a curated record